Messenger RNA from Neltuma alba, 2199 nucleotides. RefSeq names its product protein FRIGIDA-ESSENTIAL 1-like. The transcript is spliced from 9 exons. Bases 1 to 2199 code for a protein of 732 amino acids. The record is from RefSeq and is a predicted model, not a curated record. Lineage: Eukaryota; Viridiplantae; Streptophyta; Magnoliopsida; Fabales; Fabaceae. Gene Ontology annotation, molecular function: metal ion binding.
AUGUCAGCCAUCGCUUCUCAGAUCACUGCCGAUGAUACCGACUGUUUAGAAAGUCUGUUCUACGGCCCCGACGCCAUUGACAUUGCGUCCGAUAAGGAUCAGAAAGGUUUCUUCGUCGAUGAAUUUCUAGAAAAUAAUGUGAGCUGUGCGCAACAAGAUUUGAUGAAAAAUGGGGCAAUAUCUCCUUCCGAAUGCACUAUUGAAGAGGAUUAUUGUAAACAGCCUGUUACUGAUUUGCAGAAAGCCAGGCACAAUGUUGCUCUUUAUACUGACUUCUAUUUGAGUUCAGCCAUGAGGUCUGUGUGGACAGAAGGGAACUUGAUACCAGUUUCACCUGCAGCAGGAAACCUUGAAGUGACAUCACCAUCUUAUUUGCCUCUUAUGGAAGGGAAUGCAGCUAUGGCUAAAGUUUCUGUUCCUUCAUAUAAUGCGCCUACAAUUAGAAAGAAAGAUUGUAAACUGAAACGCAAACUUUCAAGUAGUCCAGAAUCAAGAAAAAAUCUGGAUCUGGAAGACGAUAAAAAUCAGCAAUUAGAAGAUGAUGUUGAAAAUGCUGGAUCCCUUUCACAGCAGAAAACCUUUGGAGGAUGUAGUGAACCAAGUUGCAAUUACACUUCAUAUUUAUGUGAUGUCAAUGAGGAUAUAAGUUCUGGGCCUUCCAGGUCAAUGACAGAUUUUGGAAAAGAGGGGACUAUCCACCUGCCGAGAGAUUGCUUCGUUGAGAAGGCUAGUGGUGGUCAAAAUCGUAUAAAGCAGAUUAGGAAGCUGAACAUGCAAUCAGGAGAUGCAAUGAGCCCAAUGACACCAAGGUUUUCCAGGCAUCCUUCUCCUGACUUGAGGACCAGAGAUUUAUCUCCCUGUGCUGAGACGCAAGUUGGAAACAAGCGUCAUGAAAUGAUAUGUGCUUUUUAUGCCAAAGGAUGGUGCAUCAGGGGUAAUUCUUGUAGUUUUCUUCAUAUAAAAGAUCCUGAAAAUAAAUCCGGCCAGCAGAUUGAAGGAGAAUUGGUUACUCAAAAUUGGAAGAGAGAAGUGCAACCAGAGGAAGGUGCUGGAGAUGAUGUCAAGAGAUCAAGGAUGCCUUGUACUCAAGUUCCGUUGGCUGCCACACAAGAAAGAACAUCUCAGUAUUCAUCUGAAUUUUCCUCAAACCCAAUCAUCCAGAAAGAAGUAAGCCCAAGUUGGCAUCCAAAUAAAAGCUGGGCUGUCUCCUCCUUCCCUUCCAGUCUAACCCAUACAGAGGGAAUGACUACCACUCAACGGCUAGACAUGCAUCAUGGAUAUACAUCCCAAUUUGAGAGUCAUUCACCUAAUGUAAACAUGGCUACUCACCUUCCAACUGCAUAUUCUCAACAACUUCUGAACAGUGGCAUGGCUUGUCAUGACACCAGAUCCCCUUUCUCUGGUUCAGAAAGGGAAGGUUUGGCUCUAAAUGGUUCAUUUGGGGUUCCACCACACCCAACUGGAUGUAGAUCGUCUGUUGAGGAUCAAAAGGACCCUUUUGACAGUAUUGUUGAGGUACCCAAUAUAGGGGAUGAAUCCUUGAAAGCUUUCAUUUCAUCUCAAAGAACACCCAUUCUGACUUCAUCUCAGGUUCCUACAAAUGGUGAGUCUGUUGAAGCUGCAAAUCAGGGUUCAGAUCUUCAUGGUGCCAAAAGUUCUGUAUCUCAACCAGAGAAGAGUUGUGUUCCUCAUGAAAAAAGUUUUGUUACAACUGAAACAGAUACAAUGGCAGCAACAUAUCUAAAUUGCCAAUUUGGAAGGGUUGGUAUGGGGCUAAAUCCCUUUGAAGAGGUUAAAAGUAUAGGAAAAGAACAAACUGAGCGUGAUGCUAGACCUCAAGUUGAGGUAACAGAGGACAAAAAACAAAGAGUAGAUAGGGGUAAGAAAAACAGUGAAAUGGAUAAUAAUCUUCAGAAGGAUGCUGGCGUGCAGAUAGAAUCAAUGGAACUGAGGAAUUUCCGUUUCGCACUUGUUGAUCAUGUGAAAGAGAUUUUAAGACCAGUUUGGCUCGAGGGUGACCUCAGCAAGGAUGCACAUAACAUGAUUGUUAAAAAAUCAGUUGACAAGAUUAUUAACACUCUACAGCCUCAGCAAAUUCCAACAAAUGAGGAUUCUAUCAAGAAGUACCUUUCUUUUUGUCAGUUGAAAAUUGUAAAUCUCGUCAAGGGAUAUACCAGUAUAUAUGGGAAGAUUCGAUAA